AUGAGUGAAAGUGAAACUCCCCGUGGACCGUCGAGCAAGGUUCAGCGAAGGAAUAUUCUCGACGCGCUCACCGGAUCACAAAACAGUGACGAAGAAACAGCGGAUCGUAUCCCAACCGUGGCCCAACAAAAGGCCGCACAGCAGGAAUUGCUAGCCAGACGCAGGAUGGCGCAGAGUUUGGAGAUUUUGGGUGAUCGGCAGGCGCUGCUGAUCGAUAAGCUGCUGCGAAUGCGUGAUACACUGCAAGAGGAAGAUAUCAGCAUUCAUCUACUCAAACUCCACGUAGAAACGUUACGCCGAACAGCUGACGAGUUUGAGAAGGUCUACGCAGAAAUGUCCGCUCUGUUGACGAAGGAGCAACGAGAAGCGAUGCGAGUUGAAUACGGAAAAUUCGAAGCAAUACACAACGAAGUGUAUGUGGCGCUGCAGACGCGAAUCGACCAUGUCGAACAGCAAACGAAACUGCAGGUGUACCAAAACGUGGCCGCUCCCCAGGCAUCUUCCCAAGCACCGGUGUAUGUGCAGGCGCCAGCUCCUCACCUGCAGGCACCGUUCCCUACCUUCAACGGUACCCUCGAAAACUGGUUCAGCUUCAAGAGUUUGUUCCAGAGUAUCAUGGCUAGGUACACAAACGAAACCGAUGCCAUGAAAAUCCUGCAUCUACGAAACUCGCUCACUGGGGAGGCCAAGGAUAAGAUCGACCAGGAAGUAGUUAAUAACGGCGAUUAUGCUUCGGCGUGGAAGAUCCUGGAAGAUGCUUAUGAGGACAAGCGUCUCAUUAUGGACACCCAUAUCGACGCAAUCCUGGACUGCCCGAGAGUCACCAAGGAUAAUCGUGGUAAGUCGCUCUCAAAGCUAGUUGAGCUGUGUGUCAAGCACACGGAUGCCCUGAACGGCCAUGGAUUCCCCGUCGAAGGAUUGGCCGAGCUCAUACUGGUGAACGUACUGUAUAAAAAACUCGAUAAGGAAACACAAGAGCUAUGGGAGACUAAGCUGGGUAGCGGCGAGCUUCCCGAUUUCGAAGAAUUCGUCGACUUCUUGCGCGAACGAGGACGUGUACUCCAGCGAACCAAUCGGACCCAGCAGCCACCUCCACAUCCAGCUACUCCAGCAUCAACUAAGCGGCAGCAGAUAAAUCAGAAGUCGCACUCUCAUGUGCCUUCCAACUCCUUCGUCCAGGUCGCUAGAGAGGUGUGCCCAUGUUGCAAGGCGGAACAUUCGAUCUACCGUUGUGUGAAGUUCCAAGGAUUGUCAUCGCAGGAGCGAAAAGUGCUUGUGACAAAAGCAAACCUUUGCUUCAACUGCCUGAAGUCCAAGCAUCGCGUCGUCAACUGUCCGUCGGAGCAGGGGUGUAAGGUGCAAGGGUGCGGUCGCAAGCACCACAGCUUGCUGCACUCAAACGAUGCUACUAGUGUGGACGUUCCAGAAAAGCAUGAAGACAACGAAGAACAUGCAACAGAUUCCGAAGGACAAUCGCAGAAGCAGCAGAAGAACUCUGAACAGCGUAGUGGUGCAACAACUCUAUGCGCAAGCAUCAGCGGAGCCGACCACCGUGUCAUCCUUUCCACGGCACAAGUGUUGGUUACUGGAAAGAACAACGAGCUCGUACAGUGCCGUGCGCUGUUAGACUCUGGAUCGGACAGCAACAUCAUAACCGAGCAGCUGGCAGGAAAGCUUCAGUUGAACAUGGUCCCCGUGGAUGUUCCGAUCAGUGGAUUGAACAACAGUGAAACUCGAGUCAAGUUCCUACUGGCCACGAAGUUCCAGUCCUGCAAUCGUUCGUUUGCUUCUCCCAAAUUAGAGUUCCUGGUUGUUCCAAACGUGACUUCGAACCUCCCGGUGACUAGCAUCGACUCCCGUUCCUGGAGGAUUCCAUCUGGGCUACAUUUUGCUGAUCCAAAGUUCCACUCCCCCGGCGAGAUUGACAUGGUCAUUGGAAAUGAAGUAUUUUUCGAUUUGAUCAAAAACGGUCGGAUGAAGCUAGGCGUGGAUGGCGUUACGCUAGCUGAAACAAAACUUGGAUGGAUUGUGGCGGGUUCGGUACCGAUCAAGGGCAGAUCGAAUCGCCGUGUGUGUCAGCUCAACCGAAAUGAUGAAAUGCUGAACCAAACGAUGUCCAAAUUCUGGGAACUGGAAAGCGUCUAUCCGGAGAAACCUACGACUGUGGCUGAAGCUGUGGCUGAGGAGCAUUUCAAGACCACCCACUAUCGUGAAUCGUCUGGGCGGUAUGUAGUGCGACUGCCAUUCAACGGCAUGGAGAGUCAACUUGGCGACUCCUACGAUGCAGCUCGGAAACGCCUCAAUAAGCUGAUGCUCCAGCUCGCGAGGAAUCCAAUCAAGCGUGGUGAGUACUACAGUUUCUUGUCAGAAUACUUGGCACUAGGCCACAUGGCGGAGCUGCCUGGAGAUGGCACGGAUGGUGGCGGUUACUACAUUCCUCACCAUGCUGUGUAUAAAGCUUCGAGUUCGACGACAAAGACAAGAGUGGUAUUUGAUGCGUCAGCGAAAACCACUACAGGAUAUUCGCUCAACGAUACACUCUUAGUUGGACCCACGGUACAAAAUGACAUCGUCUCGAUAAUCCUUCGAUUUUGUACCCACUCCGUGGUGCUGACUGCCGACAUAUCCAAAAUGUACCGGCAGGUGUGGCUACAUAAGGAUGAUUGCAAAUAUCAGCAAAUCCUCUGGUGGGACGGCAAUGGCCACCUAAAGGUUUACCAGCUCCAAACGGUAACAUACGGCGUUGCUAGUUCACCGUACCACGCGACACGAGUUCUGGUCCAACUGGCAGCUGAUGAAGGUGAUGAAUUUGCACUCGGCAAGGUGGUCAUUACGGAGGACAGCUAUAUCGACGAUUUCUUGACUGGCGGCUCGUCGAGUGAAGCAGUAAUUCGAAUCUACUCGGAGCUUUCAGAGCUGCUACGUCGUGGCGGCUUUGCAGUGCAUAAGUUUUGUUCAAACAGCGUGGACGUAUUGAAGGCUAUCCCCGAAGAUCUCCAAGAACAGCAAGUUAGCUUUGAUGAAGCUGGAAUCAACAACAGCAUUAAAACGUUGGGUUUGAUUUGGAACCCUCAAGAGGACUACUUCAUGUUUCGGGCAGCGGAAGUCGACUGGACGGUGGUGCCAACUAAACGCAAGGUUCUGUCGGAGAUCGGACAACUCUUCGAUCCGCUCGGAUUCCUGGGCCCUGUAAUUGUAUUCGCCAAGUUGGUUAUGCAAGACAUUUGGCGUCUUGGUAUAGAGUGGGAUCAAGAGCUUCCACAGGAACUUCUAGGAAAAUGGAAUCAAUUUCGUCAGCAAUUACCAGCAUUGAAUCAGAUCCGGAAACCACGAUGUGUGACACAAGGUGACGCGGUUACUCUGGAGCUCCAUGGUUUCUCGGACGCGUCCCAACGCGCAUAUGGAGCUGUUGUAUACGUGCGAAGCAUCGCUGCGGAUGGAACUGUCUACGUCAACCUGGUGGCCAGCAAAUCGCGCGUGGCUCCGCUCAAGCCGACAACGAUACCACGACUCGAGUUGUGCGGGGCAAAGCUUUUGGCAGAACUGGUGCAGAAGGUGAUUUUUGCGAUGAAGAUCCAAUUCGAUGCUGUGAAGCUGUGGUGCGAUUCCCAGAUUGUUUUGUGUUGGCUAAGGAAGUCUCCUCUCGUAUUAAAUCAAUUUGUUGCCAACCGUGUCGCUACAAUCGUCGAGCUAACGCAGUCGUACCAGUGGGGCUACAUACGAUCCGAGGAAAACCCUGCUGAUGCGAUAUCUCGAGGUGAGCUUCCAGAAGAUCUGCAGAAGAAGGAACAAUGGUGGAAAGGCGCUCAAAUGCUCUGGGAACAACAACUCACUCCACGUCAACCUGAAGCGAUUGAAGAAUCCAUGAUCCCGGAAGUGAAGGCGGCGGCGGUAGUGAUGGCAGCAGUCAGGUCGGACCCACCAAUAAUGCUAAACAGACUGAGCAACUACAGGAGAAUCCAGCGAGCGUGGGUGUAUGUUCAUCGAUACAUCGACAAGAAAGUGCACAAAAAGCAGGAAUUUGGUGACAUCACAGCCGACGAAAUUAUGAGGGCUGAAAGGUCAAUUUUAUUGCUCGUUCAGCGUGAGUCAUAUGGCGAUGUUCUGAAGGCUCUACAAUCAAAAUCCGUUCAGCGGCAACCGUACCGAAAUCUGGCGUUAUUCGUUGGUGAUGAUGGCCUCAUCCGAGUUGGCGGUCGCCUAAAAUAUUCGGCUAUUCCGUAUGAUGGCAAGCAUCAGGUGCUGCUUCCACAGAAACAUCACAUCACGGAAACCAUCGUGAGAGGAUUGCACCAGGAGCACUUCCACGUCGGCCAGAACGGACUUUUGGCGAUUGUUCGGGAGCACUACUGGCCAGUACAUGCACAGCAGCUGAUCAAGAAGGUAGUUUCAUCGUGUCAAGUGUGUGCUCGACAGCGUCCACGACCAGGAGCACAGUUCAUGGGAGACCUUCCUGAAGUACGGGUGCAGCCAGCGCCACCGUUUUCUAAGGUGGGCAUAGAUUACGCAGGUCCUUUCAUGCUGAAGAUGGGAGGCCGCAGCACGAAGCUGUACAAGGGCUACGUAGUUGUAUUUGUUUGCUUGGUCGUCAAGGCCAUCCAUUUCGAGUUGGUCUCGAGCCUGUCGACGGACAACUUUAUAGCAGCACUGCAACGUUUCUCCAGCCGACGUGGUCUGCCGAGUGACAUUCACAGCGACAAUGCCACAACCUUCGUGGGCGCUAAUCAUGAGUUGGCGGCAUUGAGGCAGCUUUUCGAGGACCAGCAACAUCAACUGAAAAUAAAGGAGUUCUGUAGCACGAAGGGUAUUCGCUGGCACUUCAUCCCCCCCAGAAGCCCACACUUUGGUGGGAUCUGGGAAGCGGGGGUGAAAUCUAUGAAAUACCACCUCAAGAGGGUAGUUGGUGAAACUCGACUUACCUUUGAAGAGAUGACCACUUUUCUAGCGCAGACGGAAGCCAUCCUCAACUCGCGUCCUCUGUACCCCAUGUCAGAGGACCCAAGCGACUACUCCGUGCUGACCCCAUCGCAUUUCCUGAUCGGCCGUUCUGGUGUAGCGCUUCCUGUGCCGGCAUAUGGAGAUGAAAAGGUCGGUCGGCUCGACAGAUAUCAGCACGUCCAGCUGAUGCACCAACAUUUCUGGGACAAAUGGUCUCGCGAAUAUCUUCACCAUUUGCAAGGACGGCAAAAAUGGAACACGAACGUGAACUCGAGCUUCAAGGUGGGUGCUCUGGUUCUGUUGAUCGAGGAAAACCUCCCACCGCAACAAUGGAAGCGUGGGCGGAUUGCGGCUGUGCACCCCGGCAAGGACGACGUUGUACGAGUGGUGACAGUCAAAACAGCAACUGGUGACUACAAACGAGCGGUGGCGAAGAUUGCUAUGAUGCCUUCUGUUGAAACUGAAUUAUCAACGGGGGGUGAAUGA
Aedes albopictus (Asian tiger mosquito) is the source of this 5424-nucleotide messenger RNA. RefSeq lists its product as uncharacterized. The coding region runs from base 1 to 5424 and encodes 1807 amino acids. The transcript has a single exon. The record is from RefSeq and is a predicted model, not a curated record. Gene Ontology annotation, molecular function: nucleic acid binding; aspartic-type endopeptidase activity. Gene Ontology annotation, biological process: DNA integration; proteolysis. Lineage: Eukaryota; Metazoa; Arthropoda; Insecta; Diptera; Culicidae.